AUGACCAAACUCCUCGUCAUCAUCGGCAUAACAGGCAACCAAGGCGGCAGCGUCGCCGUACGCUUCCUGAAGGACCCCACCUACCGCAUCCGCGGCAUAACCCGCAACCCGUCCUCCCCGCGCGCCGUCGCCCUCGCCGCGCAGGGCGUCGAGCUCGUCCGCGCAGACCUGGACGACGACUCCGAUCCAUCAGCACUAACAACCGCGCUCGCCGGCGCCAACCUCGUCUUCAGCGUCACCGACUACUGGGAGCCGUUCUUCCGGCCGGACUGCCGCGCGAAAGCUGCGGAGCUGGGCAUCUCGUGCCGCGAGUACGCGGGCCGCGUCGAGGAGCGGCAGGGGCGGCGCGUGGCGGAUGCGGUGGCCGCGGCGGCGGUGGCGACGCUGGAUGAGAAUGGGUUUGUUGUGAGCACGUUGAGCUAUGCGGAGAGGUGCAGCGGGGGGAAGCUGAGGGAGUUGUAUCAUUUCGAUGCGAAGGCGAGGGUGUUUCCGGGGUAUGUGCGGGAGCGGUGGCCCGAGUUGGCAAGGAAGAUGAGUUGUGUGCAGACGGGGUUUUUUAUGUCGAGCUAUAAGCUCGUGCCACAGGCGUAUUUUGCGAAGGCAGCUGAUGGGGCGUUUGAGAUGAGGUUCCCGACGGCCCCGGAUAAGCCUGUGCCGCAGUUGGAUGUGAACGCAGACAUGGGAGCAUUCGUCUACGCAGUGUCGAAGCUGCCGCCCGGCAAGAGCUACAUGGCGGAAGGCACCACGUGUAGCUGGAGUGAGUACAUGCGAUUGUGGAGUGAAGUCACUGGGAAGCCAGCCCGGUAUCAACAAGUUACGCUCCAGCAAAUGAUUGAUGAAUCACCCGACAAGGAGUUUGGAAGGGAAGUUGGCGAUAUGUUUCUCUACUCUUCAGAGCCGGGUUACGAUGGUGGGGAUGAGAGUCUGCUGAAGGCGGAGGACAUAAGAAAGCUCGGUGUGGAAUACCCUAUGACAUCUCUGGAGGACUGGAUGAAGAAACAAGACUGGUCCGCUGUUCUGUCCGCAUGA
This is a messenger RNA of Lasiodiplodia theobromae, 1029 nucleotides long. RefSeq names its product NmrA-like family protein. The coding region runs from base 1 to 1029 and encodes 342 amino acids. The transcript has 3 exons. The record is from RefSeq and is a predicted model, not a curated record. Lineage: Eukaryota; Fungi; Ascomycota; Dothideomycetes; Botryosphaeriales; Botryosphaeriaceae.